Messenger RNA from Hemicordylus capensis (graceful crag lizard), 4826 nucleotides. It is a transcript of the gene CSNK1G3, whose product is annotated as casein kinase 1 gamma 3. Lineage: Eukaryota; Metazoa; Chordata; Lepidosauria; Squamata; Cordylidae. Bases 1092 to 2540 code for a protein of 482 amino acids. The record is from RefSeq and is a predicted model, not a curated record. Gene Ontology annotation, cellular component: cytoplasm; plasma membrane; nucleus. The transcript has 17 exons. Gene Ontology annotation, biological process: endocytosis; peptidyl-serine phosphorylation; positive regulation of canonical Wnt signaling pathway. Gene Ontology annotation, molecular function: ATP binding; protein serine/threonine kinase activity.
UGUUGAGGGGCAGGGGAAAGUAGUGCUACACCGGUGUGCUCGCUGGCGGAUACUUCCCCGCCCCGUGGCCUGGCGCCGCCCCUCUCGCCUAGGCCGCCCCGCCUUCUCCCGCUUGCCUGCCUGAGAGAGGAGCUACUGCGUCCGUUGCCUGUACGGCAAUUCGGCAAAGAAGAGGGAAAGACGGAGGAGGAGGAGGAGGCGGCCCCGGGGCGGGGCGAGGGAAUGGAGCAGUCGGGCGCUUGGCUGCUGCUACCGCCGCCACCGGGGCGACUUCCGUCGCUGGUUCCUUUCUGAGUCGGAACCUCCCUCCCUCUCACCCCCGCCGGGCUUCGCCCAGUCUCUCCUUCUGCAAGCGGACAGGCGGGACGCGGAGGAGGAGCGACGACGACAACGACGACUCACCGUUGUUGCUUUCCUGCCGUCGCCGGGACUCGGAGCCCCAAGAGCGCCUCUCUCUCCCACCACCCCCUACCCCCGCUCUCUCCAGCCCCUCUUUCCUGCGCCGGCCAGGAGCACCUGGGGCGCCCCCCGCCGUAGCUGCUGCAGCGCAUCCUCCGUGUGCCUCCCGCCACCCCCGAUUCCCGCUGCCCCCCGCGCCCAGAGGCACCUGCGCCCCUCCCCCGCCCCAGCGAGAGAAGGACAAGGCCGGAGCCGGCCGCAUUUCCCUCCCUUCGCCUCCGGCCACUUCCAGACCUCCAUGUCCUGUCUCUCCACCUUCUGGAGAAUCCUUCAACCAUCAGAAGAGGAAAUGGAUGGUGUGUUGUGGAGAAGAAUGCGACCUGCAUAUGAAUGUGAAUUGUGAUGGAGAAAUCUAUGAAUACCGGAACAUUUUCUUGGAAGCACUUUAAAUACCAGUGAAUGGUGCUUAUAGAGGAUCCGCUGAGAACAUAUUUUGCUCUGACGACCACGAAGGAAAAACUCUUUGCGAAUGGGAUGAAUUCUCAAGUAGUGACUGCCUGCAGCAGCUUGUGGAUUCAUAAUAACUAGCUGGAACACUUAACUAGUGAUGUUUCCUUUUCUACUUUAUCCCAUUUGAGUUUGCCUGUCUUGACUGGGGAAAGAAGUUCAAAGUGGAGUACCGUAAACUUGAUAUGGAUAGCAAAAAGAAAGACAAGGACAAACCAGAUGAUAGAAUGGCAAGGCCUAGUGGACGUCCAAGUCACAAUCCACGAGGCAGCAGCUCUUCAAACUCUGGAGUCUUAAUGGUUGGACCUAACUUUAGAGUUGGGAAGAAAAUUGGAUGUGGCAAUUUUGGAGAGCUACGAUUAGGAAAAAAUUUGUAUACAAAUGAAUAUGUGGCAAUUAAGCUGGGGGAAGGAACAAGACACACACACCCCAUGCACUUACUAUCGGCUAAGAUAGGUGACCGGAAGAAGAGAAGGAGAAAGGAGCCAAUGAAGUCUAGAGCACCACAGCUGCACUUGGAAUACAGAUUCUAUAAGCAGUUAGGAUCUGGAGAUGGAAUACCUCAGGUUUAUUAUUUUGGCCCUUGUGGCAAGUAUAAUGCCAUGGUGCUGGAACUACUGGGACCUAGUUUGGAAGACUUAUUUGACUUGUGUGAUAGGACUUUUUCUCUGAAAACUGUUCUUAUGAUAGCCAUACAAUUGAUUUCUCGAAUGGAAUAUGUUCAUUCAAAGAACUUAAUAUACAGAGAUGUAAAACCUGAAAACUUCUUAAUAGGACGACCAGGAAACAAAACUCAACAAAUUAUUCAUAUUAUAGAUUUUGGUCUGGCUAAAGAAUAUAUAGAUCCAGAGACAAAGAAGCACAUACCAUACCGAGAACACAAAAGCCUUACAGGAACUGCUAGAUACAUGAGUAUAAAUACACACUUAGGAAAAGAGCAAAGUAGAAGAGAUGAUUUGGAAGCUUUAGGUCAUAUGUUCAUGUAUUUUUUAAGAGGCAGCCUUCCAUGGCAGGGCCUAAAGGCAGACACAUUGAAAGAACGGUAUCAGAAAAUUGGAGACACAAAGAGAGCAACUCCCAUAGAAGCACUCUGUGAAAACUUCCCAGAGGAAAUGAUUACAUAUCUUCGUUAUGUGAGAAGAUUAGAUUUUUUUGAAAAACCGGAUUAUGACUACUUAAGAAAGCUCUUUACAGACUUGUUUGAUCGGAAGGGUUAUAUGUUUGAUUAUGAAUAUGACUGGAUUGGUAAGCAGCUGCCUACUCCAGUCGGUUCAAUCCAUUCAGAUCCUGCGAUAUCUUCCAAUAGAGAAGCACAUCCACACAGAGAUAAGAUGCAGCAGUCCAAAAAUCAGUCGACAGACCACAGGGCAGCUUGGGAUCCCCAUCAGGCCAAUCCCCAUCACUUGAGAGCUCACCUAGCAGCUGACAGACAUGGUGGCUCGGUACAGGUUGUAAGUUCUACAAAUGGCGAGUUGAACACUGAUGAUCCUACGGCAGGCCGUUCAAAUGCACCUAUCACAGCCCCUACGGAAGUAGAAGUAAUGGAUGAAACAAACUGCCAGAAAGUGUUGAACAUGUGGUGCUGCUGUUUUUUCAAGCGAAGGAAAAGGAAAACCAUUCAGCGCCACAAAUGACUUUGGAGGAAGGCAGACCAUGGGGAAUUACUUACUUGCUCAUCUGCUAUCUUGUGACAAGUCAUCUCUGUAGUGACCACACAUUUUUCUGGCACCCCUCCUCCAGUGAAAAGGUCAUCAUACAUGCUUUGGUUUGGUUAUUCGACAUUCAUAUAUUAGUUUGGAUCAUCUCUUCUGGAAGCUUUAAAGCUGUGUCAACACAAGUACUUACUUGACCGCUAAGAUACUGGACCAAUGAAAAACAAAUGCUGCUCUUUCUUCAGCAAAACUAAACUGUCAUAGAAAACAUUAGCGGUGUAAUAGCUGAAGACCAGAUAUUUAAUAACCUGGCAUGGCUGAGGUUUUUGUGAUGCCAUAUUGAAAGCAGUUGAUAUCCAAGAGAACAAUGCAAAUGAAAGCAUAACUACCCAAGCAUUUAAAAUAAGUCGUGCUUUAAGAUUUCUUUUCAUUGAUUUCUUUUUCCUGCAUUGCUGAAAAAAAAUGAUGGUACUGCGUUUUCAAAUUGUUACCAUUAAAUCCUAUCAGAAAACAUGGUACAGUCACUGCCCAGUGGUACUGAGACAGAAGCAAGAUGAAGAGCCAUCUGACAAAAGUCUUAAGUGCUUGGUUUCUGGGGGGAAGGGGUUGAAUCAUUGUCAGUAAAAUCUGGGUUUCAAAAUCUGCUUUUGUUGUGCCUCUAAGAUGCAGUGUAGUACAAGUGGCAAUAGUGCUUGUUAAGAAAUACAAAAUGUUUGUACAAUGCAAGUUGUGCUUCCAGUUAUGUCUGACACCAAGGCUGAAACUUCAACAGAAAGAUAUUUGGGGGGUUGUAAGACACACACUACAAGGAAGUAACUGUGAACAUAAAUUAGAGAAUGGGAAUUUAAAUCUGAAAACUCCUAUCAAAAACUAGUGCUGAUUGGCUACCUUUUAAAAAGUGAAAAUCUGGAUGUGCCAUGUAACAAACUGGUGUCUGAUUAUGAGAGAAAGUGGAAAUGGGUUGGAUUUAAAACUGCCUUGAAUGAAUGCUGGCCUGUAGUUCUUGAUCACUGCUGGGGAUUUCUGGAAUUUUCUUGGUUUUUGGUGAAAUAUUGCAGCUCUUCUAAUACAGUUGAUAAGAUUGAUCAGGUACUUGCCCCAUAGCUCCUUGAAGUGCCUGUAUUAUGAAUACUGAACAAACUAGCUGUUCAGUAGAAAAGGCAGCCCUUUCCAUUGUUUCAGAUCUGCUUCAUUUAAAGCCAUAAUGACAGAGGUGUGCUUUUGUCAUGUUUAGCUGCCAGUAUCAUGAAGAGAUGGAAUAAAGGAAUGAAAAUGGCCAGACGGAUAUGUUGACCAAAAUUCAAAUUGUGUAUGUCUUCUUUUAAAGAUAGCUUCCUAGAGCUAACUUUUAAUAACUUUUGUCUAUCUGUGCAUGCCUUUUGGCAUACUUAUUUAUUUUAAUCUCUUGUGGUAACAUUCUAAAUGUGUAUUUAAAUUGAUAAAUGCACACCUUUGGAUUCAUUAUUGCAUUUACAGGGAUUGUUUUGUAAUUUAUUUUUUCUUAACAGCCAAAAGUGCAGUGCAUUGUCUCAAAUUAGGUGCACACAUUAACACAUUGUACAAAUCUGGUCAUUGUUUGUCACUGUUGCUCUUAAUGACUUCAGCAAAUUCUUGAUCUAAAAGCUUGAACCUGGCCUAUAAAAGCAUACACUAUGGGACUUGGUCAAAAGUUUCCACUCUACUGUUUGUAUUAUUGAUAAUGUCUUAAACUCUCAAGGAGACUGAAUUUUUUUAUUUUUAUUUGAGCUGAGAAGGUAGACGGUUAACUUGGCUAUCCUAAUGUGAACAUUUUCUUUGCAGUAUUUGACCAAAUUUCUUUCUCCAUAAUAUUUGUAAAUACAUUCAGUAUCUUUCUUAUUAUACACCUGUUCAGUGUCAUUCUCAAGGGUUUCUUUGGCCUGUACAGUGUUUAUACGAUCUGAAAUCCUUACACAUAAACAGUGUGUAUAUUAAUCCAAUUAUGGACUUGAAGAUUGAAGAAAAAAAUACAAAACCUGUUUUACUGCAAAGACCAGAAUCUAGACAUUGCUAUUUAGCAAUAUUUUUAAGUACUCCAUUAUAAUGCUAAGGAAGAUGUCCUGGCAACACACAACUGAUCAAUAGUAAGUUAUGCAGUUAUGUUCAGGUUAAGCCAACAAUGUUUGCAUUUAUAUGCUUUUUCCCUGUCUAAACUAAUGAAAUCAAAAUUGCCUGAAUGUCUGAUAAAAUACAUCCCUGUUUAAAAUAUGUAAUGGAUGAUGAAGAAGAAAAUAAAGGUAGUUUUUUUUA